AUGUCUGAAAAGGCCAUCCACGAAGUGGACCACGUCAGCACCGAAGCCAAUGGCAACUUCGAUCGAGACUGGCGCGAGGAGAAAUGGGACAAUGGACGCAAGCUCAGCACCGUGGCCCAAGAUGCUGUCUUCACGGAGAAAGACAUGACUAUUCGUCAAGCCCUCAAGAUCUACCGCAAAGCCGUUAUGUGGUGCCUGGUCAUUUCCUGCUGUGUCAUCAUGGAAGGUUUCGACACAAACUUGUUGGGCAACUUCUACGCCUAUCCAUCGUUCCAGCUGAAAUACGGCGAUCCCGUUCCUGUGACUGAACAAACGCCAUAUGGUCGCUCCAUCCCAGCUGCAUGGCAAACCGGCCUUGGACAAGGCAGUGGCAUCGGCUCGAUCUUCGGCACGAUCCUGAAUGGAUGGUUGAUCACGGCCUUCGGUCCUCGAAAGGUCCUCUUAUGCACGCUCGUCGUCAUGACCUGCUUCAUCUUCAUCGUCUUCUUCGCGCCGAACAAGCCUGUGCUCGUCACUGGCGAGAUCUUGUUGGGCUUCGAAUGGGGAAUUUUCGCGACUACGGCUCCAGCAUACGCCUCUGAAGUCCUCCCUCUGCAGCUGAGAGUUUACUUCACCAGCUGGACCAAUAUGUGCUUUAUCCUUGGGCAAUUCAUCUCAGCUGGCGUCCUACGUGGGCUUGUAUCCCGGACCGACGAGUGGGGCUACAAGAUUCCAUUCGCAAUCCAAUGGAUCUGGCCAUGCUUCCUUCUGCCAGCAAUCUACUUCGCCCCAGAGUCACCAUACCACUUGGUCAGAAAGAACAAUCUCGAGGAGGCCGAGCGCUCUAUUCGCCGUCUCCAGGAUGAGAACGCUCAGCUUGAUCCCAAGAACACUCUCGCUCAGAUCGUCUACACCAACAACCUCGAAGAGCAGCUUUGCGUCGGGACCAGCUACUAUGACUGCUUCAAGGGGUUUGACCUUCGCAGAACAGAGAUCGCUUGCGUCGUCUUCGGCGGUCAGCUUGUCUGUGGUCUCUGCUUCGCUUAUGCCAGCACAUAUUUCUUCCAACAGGUCGGUCUGGAUGCCGAUUCCGCCUACUCACUCGGCUGGGGCGCCAACGGCCUCGCCCUUCUGGCUUGCUUCGCCAAUUGGUUUAUCCUAAUGCCGCGAUUUGGGCGGCGACCAGUCUACGUCUGGGGCAUGGCAGCUAUGGCUACUGAGCUUUGCCUCAUCGGCAUCCUCAACGUGUGGACCCACCACAAGUCUGUGGCUUGGGUGCAAGCUAUCCUGACGCUGGUCUGGACUGUCACCUUUCAGUUGUCCGCUGGUCAAUUGGGGUGGGCUCUACCAGCCGAGAUAGGAUCAACCAGACUCCGGCAGAAGACUGUCUGCCUCGCCCGCAACGUCUCAAACAUCUCCGGCACUAUCGGUGGCACCCUGGAGAACUUCAUGAUGAAUCCCAAUGCUUGGAAUUUGCGAGGGUAUACCGGCUUCGUCUGGGGCGGCUGCGCAUGGGCCGUCUUCAUCUGGGCGUACUUCAGACUUCCAGAGACCAAGGACCGCACGUUCCACGAGCUCGAUAUCCUCUUCGCCAAGGGAGUCCCCGCCCGCCAAUUCGCUACGACCAACGUCGAUGAGUUUGACGAGCACGAGCAAAAUGAGCUCGCACAGAGAUACUCGGUCGCCGGGCAGGCGCCAAGGAGGCCAUCGGUGGUGCCUAGCGUCACGGAUGCUCUUGCCAGGCAUGGUAAGGCCGAAGAGGCGCUGGCUCAGAGAAGAGCAAGUAUCGAUGCGCAGAACCAGGGCGGGAGCAGGAGGCCGAGUAUCGCGCCUGCCGUGACGGCUUAUCUUGAGACGCACCGUGGGCCUGCUGGCCAGGUGUGA
Molecule: messenger RNA, 1863 nt
Organism: Cyphellophora attinorum
Lineage: Eukaryota; Fungi; Ascomycota; Eurotiomycetes; Chaetothyriales; Cyphellophoraceae
Product: Maltose permease MAL31
Exons: 7
Coding region: 1-1863 (620 amino acids)
Biological process (GO): transmembrane transport; carbohydrate transport
Cellular component (GO): membrane
Molecular function (GO): carbohydrate:proton symporter activity
Source: RefSeq, a predicted model, not a curated record